AUGGGCCGCAGAAAAAUUGAAAUAAAGGCCAUCAAAGAUGACCGAAACCGCUCCGUCACUUUCCUGAAACGAAAGGGAGGGCUGUUCAAGAAGGCUCAUGAGCUAUCAGUACUGUGCUCGGUGGAUGUUGCCGUCUUCAUAUUUGGCAGUAACAAGAAGCUCUACGAGUAUUCAUCAAGCGACAUGCGCGACCUGAUCACGAGGUACACCUAUCACGGUGGUCCGAACGAACACAAAGGCCCCUCCGAUUUCAACGGGGGAGCCGAAGAUGAGGAUGAUGACGACGAAAACGGCACCCCGCCCCAGGGAGAUGGCUUCGACCCCCAGAUGCUUCCUCCUCACUUCCAAACGCAACCUCCGUUCCCCCACCUCAGACACCACACCCCUUCAGCCUCGCCCCCGAUCCCGAAUGGCGUGUUUGGCCCUCACCCAGGUAAUGGCCCGCGUGGUCACACUCCGCAACCCCAGGUCGGCUCCCGGCCGUCAUCGCGGAACGACAUUCGGAGGAUGGGUCCCAACAUGGUCGGGCAACCAGUCGGCCCGCAGGGCCCUCCUCAGCCCCCUGCUGUGAAUGGCUUUGCCUAUAUGCCGCAGCCGGCAAUUUACAACCCUCAGAACGCUCCAAACUUACCGCCUAAUAUGCAUCCCCACGGUUUGCCACAACCGCACCCUCAAGCUCACCCUCAGUAUCCGUAUCACCCACCGCAGCCGCACCCCCAUCAGAUGCAAUCCUUUGCCGAAGAGCAACGGAGGUCCUCUGUACCCCCUGCCUUCCCUCCUCAACCUCAAGGCCCGCCAGCCGCGCGUCAUUCCGUAUCACCACCGCAGCCUCCUGCUCAACAGCUGCCUCCGCAGCCGGUUCCGCACAUGUCGCCGCCGCAGGUUCACCCCAUGCAGAGCCCGCCGCAGCCUCAACAACAUCUGCCACCGCCGCCACCGCAAGAACCUCACCAUAUUCCACCGCCAUCACAAGAGCCACAACCGCCCGCGCCGAUGGAAUCGAGGCCGAAGCCGGAACCGGUGGAGAGAACACGCCAGCCCCCGCUCCUCGACACGGUCAUUAAGAAGGCACCACCCCGUAAAGGAGGGAGCAUAUUCACCCCUAUUGAUGAGAAUAGAUCCAUCCUAUCGCAACACUUGGCAGCUUUCCACCCCGAGGUGAAGGCAGAGGCGCCGUCCGGCAGGUCCCAAUCGAUGGACGUUGGCGGUGUCUCGAGAGGUAGCAAUGCCGAUUCAAACGCACAAAGCCAGACGCAGGUAAAGAGGAACAGUUCGCUCUCCUCGAUUCCGGAAACUGUCUUCACCCCGCCUUCGCGGUCCAAUAGUCUGCGCGUAGGUGGCAACGUUGCGCGGCCGCGAUUGAAGGUGCAGAUUCCAGAAGACUCGGACGGUGGUAGCGCUACAGCCGAGUCGGCCUCCCCACGAGGAACAACUGCCACGGAUGCAACCUCUCAACCGUCGAGACGUCCUGACUCGCACUCCUCUGGCGUGGUCCUGCCACCUCCGUCGCCCUCGGCUUCAGCGCUGCUCUCUGCAGGUGCCACUGGGCCGCCCAAUCCAUUUGCACGGCCACCUCCGCAUCAAAACAACAGCAUGAACAUCGACACACCCGUAUCAGCUCUACCGUCACGCUUCCUCAACAACGAAUUCCUCCCUAGCCCUAGCAGCUUCUACCCGGAGUGGAAUUUCCGCGGCACCGAUAGCAACACGCUCCCAAGUCCCCUGAACUUCGCGACGCCAGUGGGUGGAACGGGGCCGUCCUUCUUAAGGGACGAUCUUGUAUCGCAUAAGCGGAAGAGCCCCGAAAUCAGUGGUAACGGGUCCCACCACGAGCCGCUCGAAUUGGGCAAUGACACGAAGCGGGUCAAAGUCGAUUCGUGA
This is a messenger RNA of Canariomyces notabilis, 1881 nucleotides long. RefSeq lists its product as uncharacterized. Gene Ontology annotation, biological process: positive regulation of transcription by RNA polymerase II. The record is from RefSeq and is a predicted model, not a curated record. Gene Ontology annotation, molecular function: protein dimerization activity; DNA-binding transcription factor activity, RNA polymerase II-specific; RNA polymerase II cis-regulatory region sequence-specific DNA binding. The coding region runs from base 1 to 1881 and encodes 626 amino acids. Lineage: Eukaryota; Fungi; Ascomycota; Sordariomycetes; Sordariales; Chaetomiaceae. The transcript has 3 exons.